GUUUAGUGGUAUUUCAUUCUGAUAGAACUACUCACACUUUAGUCUACACAUCCCUCAGUAGAGUCAUCUACAUGUCGAUAAACAGUCCUAUAAAUAAUGUGGAUAUUAUUCUUCGCAAUCCUUGAAGAUCUAGUCUCUUGUGGCUGAGAACUGCACGCCGUCCCCACAAUAAGCUGAGAUGCACUGAACUUCGCCCUAUACGUUAGAGCUUCUACAAGAAACUAAGUUUCGAGUGGAGAUCGGAGCCAAAUAUCCUGAAUUGCCCAAUUUCCUGCGAGGUUCAUGGCGUUUGUCUACCCCACGAAAUGCACAUUCUCUUUCCCGGCAUCCACAAGCGUCCAAUACAGACGGUGUUGAUGUACUAAGUGCAUCUUCUCGAUAAAUUCCCUUUCAAAAAUAUCCGUCCACUCAUGGAGAUCCUGAUAUCCCAGAGCCACACCGUUCGCAAUUAUUCGCAACGUGAGACCAGACAUUAUCAUCGGAUUCGCUCCAAACAACAGCACGCACAACCUGGCCCAAUGGGUCGCCUUAUAUCAGUUUGUAUCGCAGAAUUCACGGCAAGGGCGCGGAAGUGAUGUACCCGGGAACAAAAAGCUGGCCAAUUCAGAGCAAUGACAGCAGCCAAGACAUCAUCGCUCGAUUCGCCGCCUAUGCCGGUUUUCAUCGAGAAACCAGACAGGGGGUGGAUCUUCAAUGUAGCGGAUAAUUCUCAGUUGACAAGCCGGUCCGUUAAGCGGCCCAUCAUAUGUGAGUACUCCGGUCUGAAGGGAGUAGUGCCAGCGAACGGGCCAGGCCCGGAACCAACGACUUUUUUGCGUGAACAUCAGGACCAAUAGGUCGCGAUAGGGAGUAUGGCCUACAGACGCGAUAUAUGUUGGGCGAUGACCAGAGUAUUCCCUAUGUCUCUCACUUUAUCGUUUCCAACUUCAAUUUUGAUAGACAAUUGGACCUCACUAAAACGCACCAGGCGUGGAGGAAUGCCGAAGAAGAAAGAAAUGUGCCGGGGGGGGGGGG
Messenger RNA from Aspergillus alliaceus, 1014 nucleotides. RefSeq lists its product as uncharacterized. The transcript has 2 exons. Lineage: Eukaryota; Fungi; Ascomycota; Eurotiomycetes; Eurotiales; Aspergillaceae. The record is from RefSeq and is a predicted model, not a curated record. Bases 612 to 836 code for a protein of 74 amino acids.